CCUCCAGGAAGCUGGCUUCCCAGGGCCUGACCUCAACUUGGAUAUAGCCUUCGCAUGGAAAGGAAGCAAAAGAACUCCGCUCCAUGGCAGGUUUCAGUCCAAAGCCGCAAGAUUUCAAGUUGCUUUUUAAAGGAUGACUUCUCACCCACUCAGCCCCACAUUUCCCAGGGAAAUAAAUGCAGAAGUGCCAACGGCAGUCAGACGGAAACACAGCGUCUGCCCAGCCGAGGGCUCACAGUGCUGGAAGGCCGCAGGCGCAGCCGAGCCAUGGACAACCUCACGGGGGCCCCCGGGAAUGCCAGCCUGUGUGCCAGAGACUACAACGUCACCCAGGUGCUCUUCCCGCUGCUCUACACGGUCCUGUUCCUCGUUGGCCUGGUCACCAACAGCCUGGCCAUGAGGAUCUUCUUCCAGAUCCGCAGCAAGUCCAACUUCAUCAUUUUCCUGAAGAACACGGUCAUCUCCGACCUCCUCAUGAUCCUGACCUUCCCCUUCAAGAUCCUCAGUGAUGCCAAGCUCGGCGCGGGGCCCCUGAGGGCCUUCGUGUGCCAGGUGACCUCGGUGGUCUUCUACUUCACCAUGUACAUCAGCAUCUCCUUCCUGGGCCUCAUCACCAUCGACCGCUACCAGAAGACCACCAGGCCCUUCAAGACCUCCAACCCCCAAAACCUCCUGGGUGCCAAGAUCCUCUCGGUGGUUAUCUGGGCCUUCAUGUUCCUGCUGUCCCUCCCCAACAUGAUCCUCACCAGCAGGCGGCCCCGGGACAGCAACAUAAAAAAGUGCUCCUUCCUCAAGACCGAGUUCGGGCUGGUCUGGCACGAGAUCGUCAACUACGUCUGCCAGGUCAUCUUCUGGAUCAACUUCUUGAUCGUCAUCGUCUGCUACACCCUCAUCACCAAGGAGCUGUACCGCUCGUACGUCAGGACCAGGGGCCUGGGCAAGCCCCCCCGGAAGAGGGUGAAUGUCCGGGUCUUCAUCAUCAUCGCCGUGUUCUUCGUCUGCUUCGUGCCUUUCCACUUCGCCCGCAUCCCCUACACGCUGAGCCAGACGCGGGACGUCUUCGACUGCGCGGCCGAGAACACGCUCUUCUACCUGAAGGAGAGCACGCUCUGGCUGACGUCCCUCAACGCCUGCCUCGACCCCUUCAUCUACUUCUUCCUCUGCAAGUCCUUCAAAAACUCCUUGGUGAGCAUGCUCAGGGGGUCUGCCACGGCCCCGCCCCAGGGAAACAGGAAAAAGGGGCAGAACCGGGGGGACCCGAGCGAAGAGACGCCCAUGUAGACUCACGG
Molecule: messenger RNA, 1289 nt
Organism: Sorex fumeus (smoky shrew)
Lineage: Eukaryota; Metazoa; Chordata; Mammalia; Eulipotyphla; Soricidae
Gene: P2RY12
Product: purinergic receptor P2Y12
Exons: 2
Coding region: 55-1281 (408 amino acids)
Biological process (GO): G protein-coupled receptor signaling pathway; blood coagulation
Cellular component (GO): membrane
Molecular function (GO): G protein-coupled purinergic nucleotide receptor activity
Source: RefSeq, a predicted model, not a curated record